This is a messenger RNA of Sycon ciliatum, 2002 nucleotides long. Its product is annotated as suppressor of SWI4 1 homolog. Gene Ontology annotation, biological process: rRNA processing; ribosomal large subunit assembly. NCBI's taxonomy places the organism in Eukaryota, Metazoa, Porifera, Calcarea, Leucosolenida, Sycettidae. Gene Ontology annotation, molecular function: rRNA binding. Gene Ontology annotation, cellular component: preribosome, large subunit precursor. Bases 173 to 1435 code for a protein of 420 amino acids. The record is from RefSeq and is a predicted model, not a curated record. The transcript has 15 exons.
GCCUUCAUUUUUCAACACGAGUCGUGAUGGCCCAGUUCGAGUCUGUUUCUUUGUGAUCAGAGUAAUUAUAUCUUUGUCGUGCCUGGUGCCCUUGUUCAUAGCACACCGUUUUGGUGAUAAGAAGAGCUGAUAUACUACGGUAUUUACUGGAUCGCGUUUAUUUCUUGGCAGUAUGGCGAAGGGUCGAAGGAAGAAGAAGAAGGUGCUGACCUCUGCUAAGCCUAGAAGUGGCGCAAGCUUAGAUGAAGGUGCUCGACCUCCACAGGCGAUUGUCGUGUCGCGUGGCGAAGUGGGCCACAACGUACUUCGUCUCGUGAUGGAUUUGCGGCGAAUCAUGGAGCCCUUCACGGCGCCCAAGCUCAAAGUGAGAAAGAACAAUGUGAUCAAGGAUUACGUUGCUGUUGCUGGUCCACUGGGAAUUACACACAUGCUGAUGCUAACCAAGACCGAGGAGCACACCAACCUUCGUAUGGCAAGGUUUCCAAGGGGUCCAACUCUCUUCUUCCAAGUGAAUGAGUAUUCGUUCAUGAAGGAUAUUGCUACAGUUUUGCGCCGGCCUAAAUCCGGUGCAGCACAGUUUCAGACACCAGCAUUGCUAAUUCUGAAUAACUUUAGUGGCGAUGCACCGCAUAUGAAGGUCAUGGCCAGCAUGUUUCAGAACAUGUUCCCGGCUAUUAAUAUACAGAAGUUGAAGUUGGCUGACAUCCGCCGUUGUGUUCUCAUCACCUACGACUCUGAAAAGCAGCUUGUAUACAUCCGUCAUUUUCAUGUGCAGGCUGUGCCCGUAGGUAUGAGUCGGCAGGUGAAGAGAUUGCUCAAGCUACAGCUUCCUAACCUCAGCACGUGUAGUGAUAUCAGUGACUAUCUGCUAAAUGGUGGCCUUGGAUCAGAAAGCGAAGCAGAGGAUCCUGCUGACACACAGGUCACGCUGCCUCAGAAUGUGCCGGGCAGAGGCAACCUGAAGCAGCAGCGCAGUGCAGUACGCUUGACCGAGCUGGGUCCGCGAGUGUCAAUGCAACUGAUGCGUAUUGAGGAUGGCUUCUGUGAUGGGGAGGUUAUCUAUCAUUCCUACAUCAAGAAAACUAAGAAAGAGGUCAAAACCAUGCAAGCCGAGAAGAAGGCACGAGAAGAGUUACGUGUGCAUCGGAGACGUGAGCAGGAGAAGAACGUCAAGUUAAAAGCCAAGAAGCGCGAGGAGCACAAGAAAAAGUGUCGUGACGGACUGAAGAAGAAGAUGAUGCCCGCCGAUGCAGUGAAUGAGCGUAGCCACGCGUCAGAGGACAGCGAGGAUGAUGCGGAUUAUUACCGCAAAGAAGUCGGUGAAGACCCUGAUGCCGAACUGUUCCCAUCAAGGAAGAGAAGAAGAAGAGAAACGACAUCCACCAAGGCCCCCGCUGCAAAGCGUACGUCACGGGCGCAUCGUCAGAAGAGAUGAUGAGACUGUGCGCACUCGGAGCGCCGCGCUACUUUAUCGAGUCUGCCGUAUUCACAGGGUACGCCUUUGGAAAGGCGUUUCCCUCAACUUUAUAGGGGUUUCUCAAGUUGUUUGUGAUGGGACGGAGGUUGACCGGGCAGCGGCAAAGAAAGAGGACGGUAUCGUGUCCUGUUGCCCAGGGAGUGUAUUGUCACGCUUGCUAGCCCCAGUCCAGCCCAGCUUCUAUGCCACUGUACAUGCACCGGACCUCCAGGUGAGCUACAGUCCUACCAUCCAGACUCAAGUUGAACAGAAUCCCGAAGCAAGGUGACCAUGCGUUGCUGAUGGGUGUGGCAUAUAAUUCGUUGACGGAGAUGUGCACGCUACUGUUGGGCCGCGUAGCUGUGCUAGUUGAUUUCAGCUUGUCUGAUCCCGUUCUGACUGGUCGGCUCAGUGACGCUUAUUUUCCGUUGUCUUUUUCUGCCCGAGCCACAUUCCAUUUUUGUGCGUUUUCAAGUGACAGGAAACAGCAACAUUUGCUUUGUAUUGGCCCGAUGUGGAGAACUAAAUACUAGUAAUGCAACCGUG